Molecule: messenger RNA, 2495 nt
Organism: Dromaius novaehollandiae (emu)
Lineage: Eukaryota; Metazoa; Chordata; Aves; Casuariiformes; Dromaiidae
Gene: RPUSD2
Product: RNA pseudouridine synthase domain containing 2
Exons: 3
Coding region: 103-1590 (495 amino acids)
Biological process (GO): enzyme-directed rRNA pseudouridine synthesis
Molecular function (GO): pseudouridine synthase activity; RNA binding
Source: RefSeq, a predicted model, not a curated record
UGCGGCGCGGGGCGUCACGGGCAGCGCCGCGGGGCGGCCGGCGCGAGGCUGCGCGCGGCGGCGGCGUUGCGCUGGGCGCCCCGCGGCUGGGCCCGCGGCGCGAUGACGGAGCUGCCGCCCGGCCCCGGCCCCGGCCCCGGCCCGGAUGGCGGCGGCGGCGAGGAGGCGGAGGCGGCGGCGCCGCCGGCCCCCAAGAAGCGGCGGCUGGCGGCCGGCGAGCGCUACGUGCCGCCGCCGCGGAAGCUGAACUCGGGGGUGAGCUUCGGCGCGGCGCACUUCGCCGAGACCACCUACUACUUCGAGGGCGGGCUGCGCAAGGUGCGGCCCUACUACUUCGACUUCCGCACCUACUGCAAGGGCCGCUGGGUGGGCCGCAGCCUCGCGCACGUCUUCAGCACCGAGUUCCGCGCCCAGCCCCUCGCCUGCUACCGCGCCGCCGCCCGCGCCGGCCGCCUCCGCCUCAACGAGCAGCCCGUGCGCGACCUGGAUACCGUGCUCAAGAAUAACGAUUUUCUCAGGAAUACAGUGCACCGCCAUGAGCCUCCAGUCACUGCCCAGCCUAUCCAAAUCUUGGUGGAGGAUGAUGAAGUGGUAGUUGUAGACAAACCAUCCUCUUUACCAGUACAUCCCUGUGGCAGGUUUCGUCACAACACCGUCAUCUUCAUCCUAGGCAAAGAGCAUAAUCUGAAGGAAUUGCAUACAAUUCACCGACUUGAUCGCAUGACCUCAGGAGUACUGAUGUUUGCCAAGACUGCAGAGGUAUCCAAGAGGAUUGAUGAGCAGGUUCGGCAGAGACAGCUGGAAAAGGAGUAUGUCUGCCGUGUGGUGGGGGAGUUUCCAGAAAACGAAGUGGUCUGUGAAGAGCCCAUACUGGUUGUUUCUUACAAAGUGGGAGUGUGUCGUGUGGACCCCAAAGGGAAAUCCUGCAAAACCAUCUUCCAGAGACUCAGUUACAAUGGCAAGACCAGCGUAGUCAAAUGUCUUCCACACACUGGCCGCACUCACCAGAUCCGGGUACAUUUGCAGUACUUGGGAUAUCCUAUUGUCAAUGACCCUAUCUAUAAUAUGAAAGCUUGGGGUCCUGAAAGGGGCAAAGGUGGCAAGAUUGAUAAAACGGAUGAAGAACUCUUGAAGGCACUAGUAGAGGAACAUCGUUCCAAACAGAGCCUGGAUGUCUUGGGUAUUUCAGAGGAGGACUUGAACCCCACUGCAGAAAACAAAGAGUGUGGUAAUUCAAGUGACUGCACGGACUCUGUGGCGGUCGAUCCUAUAAAUGGGAACUCCUGCCCUGCCGAGGACACUAAGGAUCCAGAGAGAGGUGAAAUACCAGCUUGUCUACAGAACUGUGAUGCCAACCUGGAAACACUUGAAAAACAUAAAGAAACUAGUUCAUGUGAGAAUUGGGAUGGGUCAGUGGGAGAGAAGGGUUCAGAAGAGAAGGAUCCUCUAUGCAUGGAAUGUAAAAUCUCUAGGCGGGACCCAUCUCCUAAGGAGCUGGUGAUGUACCUGCAUGCCUUGCGCUAUAAGGGAGCAGAGUUUGAGUAUUGCUCCAAGAUGCCUGAGUGGGCCAUGGAAGACUGGGAGGAAUGACAGAGGAACUUUGACAUCUAUGGACACUGUUCUAGUGUGGCUAAAAAAGAGUGUCUCGUAAAGACCUAAGCAUGCUUGGUGGGAAAAGUAACAGCUCUGUUUAGAUUUACUUUUCAAUGUGGUUGAGGUGAACAGACUGCCUGUGAUUUGAGACGGGGUGGGAAAACUUGUUGAGACGUGAGACCUAUCCUAACUGCUGACAGGUACUUAAAAGAUGAGCAGGAAAUCAGGGCUACAACACUAGAAUUAUGUUUCCUUUUAGUUAACUAACACUUCUGUGCACAUGACUUGGCACAGGCAGCCUGAAAUUAGUUUCCUGUCCUUUCAUAUGCUGGGUCUGUUUUCAGUUACCCACACAGAUAAAGUGCAUACACUUGAAUUCAGCAGCUGAUUUCCUUCCAUCUUCAUAUGUAAUGCUCUUCUAUCUUAGAAUAAGAACUGCUGGAAUGUUGUUCAACAUACUGGAGCUACCAUGUCAUACAGAAAACUACUUCUACUUUGAUUUGUCAGGUUGUUUUAAAAGCAAAACAUUAAAACUGAGAACAAAAUAAGGUGAAACCAAAGCAGUGUGCAACUGAUCCAUUCCUGGCGAGAUGAUUCUUGUUGCGUUGUACAUAACCAUAUAUCAUAAACCAGGUAACGCUAUUGUCUGUAAUGUUCCCAUUCUUCCGUUGGUGUUUCCAUUUUUGAUAGGCUUCGCUUUGAAAUUACUCUUGCAGAAUUCCUUCAAAUAAUUGCUUAAUUUAAGAUUCAUAACUCAAGGAUCGCUUCAUCUGUGCUUCAGUGUGACAAUCAGUUUUAAAGAAAAACAAAAGCAGUUUUACAAACCAAGAGAGACUUUUUUUUUUAAAUACAUUUUGUAGUAAUAUAUUUCCAGGAUGAUAAAUAUCGCUAUAUUUACUCUU